AAAAAACAUAAAAGAUACUUUAUGUUGUAUGUUUUUAAAAAAUGAACAAGAAGUUGUUGAGCGCAGCCGCAUGUUAAAUGAAACGAUAACGACGUGGAAAGAAGAAAUAUCGUCUUACUGCUCAUAGCCUCUCGUAGUCUUAUUAUAGAGGUUGGACUUGGAUGCUAUAUAUAUAUAUAUAUAUCAAUGAUAUGCGUAUGUAUACAUAUGAGGACCUCAGGAUUUAAUUCUCUCAAACCAACCAAAUCAGAUGGCUAUCCAGGACCACACUAUUUAAUUUGUCUUCUUCAUCUGCUCUUCAUCAUCAUCAAUUCAUCAUAAUCUCAUCCUUCCACGUUUUGCCUGUUUCACCCACACCUUCCAACAAACUAUAGAAUCCGCCAUUACCAUCAGAAAACUCAACCGGGGAGGACCUUACGUCGACCUCGUGACGGUCAUUGAGACCGAUGAAUAUGUUUUUCUCCGCAGCGUCGAUUUCAGACCCGACCCUACUAGUACUCAUCCCUUCUUGGAUCUCUCUGUUCAUAGGUACAGGGGGCCCUCGGAGGUUAAGAGCUCCAGCAAACGCCAAAGUUAUGGAUGUGUGUAACCACGAGGGUUGGAGUUUAGCAGACCCAAGAUCAGAACAAUCCCUUGCUCUUCAUGCCUAUCUAACAACAAUAAACCUGCCUAGUGUCUCGCAAAGCAUGGAUUCUUAUGAGUGGGUAGUAGAGGACAACUCCUGUAAGGGUUUCUCAACUAGGAAAACAUGGGAUGCGCUCAGGCCGCGAGCACCUCUUGUGGAUUGGCACGACUCAGUUUGGUUUAAAGGAGCUAUGCCCAGGCACGCUUUCAACAUGUGGAUAGCAAACCUGGAUCGUCUCCCUACUAAAAUGAGAUUGGUAAGAUGGGGAAUGAACAUUAACAGUACCUGUGACUUAUGCUCUCUGUACCAGGAAACCAGAGAUCAUCUUUUCUUGGCUUGUGAUUAUGCACGAUCCAUCUGGCUUGCCACAAAUUCGAGACUAGGCUUGCCACAAAUUUACUUCACCUCUUGGUCGGACCUCAUCUCCUGGACAAAAGUGAAGAAUAACAGAUCCCCGCCGACUCUGAGAAAAUUGGUAGCCCAAUCGGUCAUAUAUGCAAUAUGGAAACAGAGGAACAACCUUCUUCACAACCAAACCUGCAUCACACCUUCUAUCCUCUUCAAAGAAAUAGAUCGUGAGAUCAGGAACUCAAUCAUUGCAAGACAGCUGAAAAAGCGGUUCAAGAACCUUAUGGGACUGUGGUUGUAAUGAAUUAGAUAUCUUAGCCUUUUGUGCACAAUUGCUUUCUUGUUUUAUUUUUUUGCCAAGAAACCAAUGUAAAGGUUGUAAAACCAACUCUUCAUUAAUAUGAUAUUUGCACGUUAGCAAAAAAAA
Molecule: messenger RNA, 1400 nt
Organism: Camelina sativa (false flax)
Lineage: Eukaryota; Viridiplantae; Streptophyta; Magnoliopsida; Brassicales; Brassicaceae
Source: RefSeq, a predicted model, not a curated record